GGAACACCAUUUCAAUCAGUGACCUGGAAUUUUGGUGUUAAAGAAUUAUUUACUUGGAAUGUUAACAACUUCACUGCACCAGAGUAUGAAGGCAGGAUCACCUUCUUCAUGUCUACUGGAUCUCUGGAGCUCAGGAACCUGGCUCUAACUGACAGUGGAGAAUACACAGUUAACAUUUUCCCACCUGUAGGACCAUCACAGUCAGGGACCACAAGACUGGAAGUAUACGAGCCAGUCUCCAAUGUGAUGGUAACCUCCAGCAGCACAGAGCUGGUGGAGUUCAGCAGCUCCGUCAGUCUGUCCUGCUCCUCCUCUGGAUCCUCUCUCUCUUUCCUCUGGCUGAACAGCAGCUCUGAGGUUACAGGAAGUGACAAAGUUCAGAUCACUGAUGGAGGAUCCACUUUAACUAUAGUUAAUGUGACCCGCUACGACCAGGGACCAUUUGAGUGUCGUGUAUCUAAUCCUGUCAGUCCGGUCACCAGUGCUCAACUAACCCUCACCAUCUACUAUGGCCCAGAAAAUAGUAUUUUGACAAUAUCUCUGCCAAAAGAGCACCAUCAGGAAGGAUCAGACAUCAGCCUGUCCUGCUCAGCUGACUCCAGACCUCCUGCUCAGUUUCAGUGGUUUCUGAAUGGUAGUGCGUUGUCUGAUACUGGACCAGAGCUCCAACUGAUGAACGUUCAGAUCAGUCAAAGUGGAAGCUACAGCUGUCAGGCCUUCAACGACAAGACUCUGAGAUAUGAAAUGACUCCGCCUGCAUCCAUCUCUGUACUGGGUAAGUUUGCAUUGAGAG
This is a messenger RNA of Notothenia coriiceps (black rockcod), 793 nucleotides long. RefSeq names its product carcinoembryonic antigen-related cell adhesion molecule 6-like. The record is from RefSeq and is a predicted model, not a curated record. The annotation marks the transcript as partial. Lineage: Eukaryota; Metazoa; Chordata; Actinopteri; Perciformes; Nototheniidae. The transcript is spliced from 3 exons.